This is a messenger RNA of Penaeus vannamei (Pacific white shrimp), 684 nucleotides long. The record is from RefSeq and is a predicted model, not a curated record. Lineage: Eukaryota; Metazoa; Arthropoda; Malacostraca; Decapoda; Penaeidae.
AUGCAACACGAUUCGCUACCCACAGCUGCGCAACACGACUCCCUACCCCACAGCUGCCAAACACGACUCAACCACAAAGAUGCCAACACGGAUAUCCUACCCACAGCUUGCCAACACGACUCCUACUCCAGACUAGGCCAACACGAUCAACAUGACCCACAAGCUGCCAACAACGACUCCACCCACAAGCUUAAAGCCAACACGGACUCCAACCCACAAAAGCUGCCCAACAACGACUCCUACCCCACAGCUGCCAACACGACUCUCUCCACACUGCCAACAAGACCGCUGCAUUGGCAUGUUCUUGCCCGGACGCCACAAAGCGGCCAGCAUCGAUACGGCACCAGAGCCUCGGCCAGCGGCGUCGCCUCCGUCAGAUACCGCCGUUUGCUUCAUAGCCGCGACACAUCCACGAUCCACACGCGUCGCCCAAACCCACGCCCAACCCACAGCCACAGUCCACCAACGUCCAAACCCACCCCCACUGCCCAAACCCACGCCCAUCCACCGCCACAAACCUACACCCACCUACCGCCCAUAACCGACCCACAGGCCCACACUGCCCAAACGCCCACCACAACCACCCCACCGCCAAAAACCCAAAAGACCCACAAAGCAGAGCACAACCCACCACUGCCCAAACCAUACCAUAGACCACUUAACCAGCCCCACCUGAAACCCUGA